GCGAGACGUCAGUUCGCUAUCGCAUCGCGACACGGUCGGAUCUUCGCGAGAGCGUGGUGUGUCCUUCGUUAAUGAGAGGAGUGGAACAUCAAAGAGAAAGAGAGAGAGAGAGAGAGAGAGGGUGAGAGAGGGGGCGGGAGAGAGGGAGAAAGGAAAAGAUAACUAUAAAAAGAUAUCCACGCGUAAAAACGAGAAAACUAACGCGAAAAAGGAUAGAUAGAUAGAUAGAUGUGAUCGUUGUAAAUAAUUAGUUAAGAAAAAUCCGGUUAAAAAUGGUGAACGGAAAUCGUAGCAUUGAACCAAUACCAACAAGAGGAUAACAACAAGUGAGAAAGAUAUAAGAAGAGAAGGAGAAAGAGAGAGAGAGAGAGAGUGAAGAGGACAAGUAUAAUAUAUAGGCGCGAAUUCGGAUUAAAAGGUCGGCUCGAAAAGGUCCAAUUGUCGAUCGGUUUAAUAUUUCGCGACAAUGCGCGUCGGGAUGAGCCUAUCGUGGAUAACGAACCUUCGCGAAUAAGAAAAUAACAAUAACGGGGUUGUUUCUCGAGAGUCGCGCGCCUCGCUCUGCAGCAGCGUGAAGUUCGCGAAAUGCGAGGAGAGGGUACGAGGGUUAAGAGUUCGAGUUACUCGCGUGCAUCUUCGCUCGUUGGCGGGUAAUACGAACGAGAGGGGGUUGAAAUCUUUUUAAUGUAUUAUUCGUUAUUAUUCGUGUUAUUAUUCGUAUUAUUCGUCGUGUGCGCGAUUGUUUGUGAACCAAGAUAAUAAUAAUAAUAAUAAUAAUAAUAAUAAUAAAUUUAAUAUAAUAAUAUUAAUAAGUAAUAAUAAUAAAAAAAAAAAUUCAUAAAAAUAUAUAUAUUAAUAUUUAUAGUAAUUAUAAUAAUUAAUAGAAAAGGUGUCAGAAUAAAUAAAAUCUGUGUGUUCGUGUAUACAAGAAGACGAAGAGACGGGGUGUCGUUUUAGUCGUGUUAGUGACGGAACAGUGUUUGUUUGAGAUAGCGACCUCUUCAUUGGAAGGAGAUAGAAAACACGUGGAAUAAAAGAAAUAAUAUAAACGGACGUACGAGGAGAAUCACGUCGUCAACCGUCGCAUAGACCACAACUCGGAAAGGAAACGAACCUGACCCGCUUGCUGAAACGGGGUUCAGCUUCAACGUAUGAGGGAAACGUAUUAUGUGAGGUGAAAUUUAAGACGAGGGAAACGAAGAUGUCCACCAUCAGCGUUGCGACAUGGUUACUCGGAGUUGUUGCUCUGACGACGAUUAAUAACGGUGUUCAUUGUCAGAGUAUGUUGCAUGGUAGUAGUGGGAAAAACGGUGGCGAUAGCAGCUACCAGCAAAACAGUUUAGAAGACUCAUCACGUUCCGGCCCGUAUUUCGACAAGUCGGCCUCCAAGAACGUGACGGCGCUUCUAGGAAAGACGACGUACCUCAAUUGUCGUGUAAAAAACUUGGGCAACAAAACGAUGACCCUCCAAGUUUCAUGGAUCCGGCACAGGGACAUUCACUUACUGACGAUCGGUCAGUACACAUACACGAACGAUCAGAGAUUUCGUGCAAUUCACAAAGCUCAAUCGGAGGAUUGGACGCUCCAAAUAAAAUAUCCGCAACAUCGAGAUAGCGGUAUUUACGAGUGCCAGGUCUCGACAACUCCGCACAUGAGCCAUUUCGUGCAUUUGAACGUGAUCGAGCCCAAAACUGAAAUUCUCGGUUCACCAGAUCUUUACAUCGAUAGAGGCAGUACAAUCAACCUCACAUGUAUUAUAUUACAAAGUCCAGAACCCCCAGCUUAUAUAUUCUGGAAUCACAACAACGCCAUAAUUAGCUACGACUCAACCAGAGGUGGCGUGUCCGUGGUCACGGAGAAGGGUGAAAGUACGACGAGUUUCCUCCUCGUCCAGGAAGCCAAACCAUCAGACUCUGGACGUUAUACGUGUAAUCCUAGCAAUGCUCAGCCAAAGUCGAUUACCGUUCACGUACUCAAUGGAGAGUAUCCCGCGGCAAUGCAGCAUGGCGGUCAAGCGAAACAACCAAGACUCUACUCGCUGCUACUUUGUCUGUGCCUGCUUCUUUAUUAAAAAAAAGGAUGACAAGAAAAAUAAAGGGAAAGAAGAGGAUUCGUUUUAUCUUCGUCUGUCUCCUUCUAAUUUCUGUCUGUCUCGCUCUCUCUCUCUCUCUCUCUCUCACACACACACACACACACACUAUCUCUCUCUCUCUCUCUUUCUAUCUCUUUCUCUCUGUACCUUUUACUAUCUAUUUAACUCCACUUCUUUCCGUUUACCCAAAAACCUAUAAAAACUCGAAGAAAUCCCAUAAGAAGAAAGGAACAUAAUAUAAUGUGAAAUUUAUCUAAUCUUUGGAAACAAUUAAACGAAUAAAUAGAAAUGGGAGAGAGAAAAGGAUAGUAGAAGUUACAAGAAAAAAAUACAAAAGAAGAGAAAGAUUUUAUGGAAAAAAAAAAAAAAAAAAAGAAAAAAAAAAAAACAAAAAUAAAUACUGGCCUUUUUCAAGAACACGGAUUCCUUCCGCGGAUUCGUCCUUCUUUCGCAACCUUUAAUUUAAUCAGCAAAAUACUGAAAUAAUGAAAAAUAGGAAGACAAGAAAGACGAAGAAGAUGAAGAUGAUGAAGAAGAAGAAGAAGACUAAAUGAUGAUGAAUCGUUGUUAUCCCCAUCCCCAUCAAUAUCGUGACUUUUAUUGCGGCAUAUCCACGGAGAUGAAAAGAAAACUACAUACUCAACGUCCUUCGACUCGGUAUUAUAAUAUAAUCGAAACAUCCAAUGAAUUGUUGUUCCACAUUCAACGUUCAUCGCAACGACGAAUUUUCUUUCUUCCAAUAUCGAAAAUACGUGAUACUCGAAAUCGUUAUCAUGAUUGAUCAUCCAUCGAUCCUAACAACCGAAUGAAUUAAUCUCGAUCACUCUUGUCUUUUGAUUUUUAUGAAAUAAUUUUCAUUUUUUUUUUUAUUCACAAUUAUUAAAUUCAUUAACUUCGUUUACCCCUAUCUCAUCGUUUCUCCGCGUAAUUUUUCUUUUAAUCUUUUUUUUUUUUUCUAUUUUCAUUUCGUUACAUUUACCUGAAAUAUUUCUUUUCCUACUAUUAUUUUUUCUUUUUUUUUUUUUUUUUAUUGCUGUUCCCUCGCAGUUUUUUUCCCCGCAGAUAAAUCGUAGCGACGUAGCGUCGAUUUGAAACUCAAUGGAAAAUGAUCGAACGUAUAUAACACAUAGAGGUAGGUAUAACACGUGGAAAAUACUCGGAAGAGAAAAUGGAUCGGUUUUGUUUCUAUAAUGGGAACCUUUUUAUUCACCCUUUCCUCUUUAUUUCUUUCUUUCUUUCUUUUUUCGCUUUUUUUUUUUUUUUCUUUUUAUCGAUAAUCGAUCGCAAAUACGAAAAUGAAUGGGCCGACCGUUCGAAGAUGGAACAAAGGAGAGGGAAAAAAAAAGGGAUAUAUAUAUAUAUAGAUAUAUUAGUACGUGUAAUUCGUCUAACACUAAAGAACCUGGGGGAAGCAUUUUUAAAUACGUUCAUACUACAAACAGGUGUAAUUCAAUCGAAUCACUAAUCAGCUCUUCGGACGAAAACGAUGGAUUGUAUAGCUCAAUCUUGUGUAUGAAGGGUACUUAAUUGGAUUGUCAUUGAACGAACGACUAAUUAAGCUAUUCAUUGUAAAAAAUGAUUUCUACUUUUAUUUCAUAUCACCAAAAUUCAUAGUAAGAUCAAUUUUUAAUAGAACAGAACGCGGAAAAGAUCAGAACAUAUUUUUUUUCCUUUUUACACGAAAUUAAAAGUUGUUACGUAAUAAAAAAAAAAAAAAUAAUCGGCUGUUUCUGCACACACAAAAACGAAGAGAAUAUUACGUUUUUAUUGUUAAUUAAUUAAUUUUACUUAUUCAAUGGAAAUGUCUUCAAACGUUGACCGUUUAAUAAAACUUCAAGCUGUAAGAAUUAAAUAAGGGAUGGAUAAAAUGGGAAUAAAGUACAAGGAAAUUAGAAAUAUGAAUAAU
Messenger RNA from Polistes canadensis, 3998 nucleotides. RefSeq names its product T-lymphocyte activation antigen CD86-like. The record is from RefSeq and is a predicted model, not a curated record. Lineage: Eukaryota; Metazoa; Arthropoda; Insecta; Hymenoptera; Vespidae. Gene Ontology annotation, biological process: synapse organization. Bases 1202 to 2071 code for a protein of 289 amino acids. Gene Ontology annotation, cellular component: neuron projection membrane. The transcript is spliced from 7 exons.